AUGGCGGAAAGUCAUGCCAUUACUAGCGGACGCAAGGCUAUCAUGUUGUUGCUCCUGAUCAACGCGGCUAUGGCCGUACAACAUGCUGGGAUACCCGAGAAUUCGCAGACCAGACCACCGAAACGGCAGAGGGAAAAGCACCCUCGUCCCCAGACAUCCAUGCAGAGCUGGCACGCUGGCCGUAAGCAUUACAAAUGGUACUACUCAACCGAACCAGCAAUUUCAGAAAUGACCAACCCACCUCAUGGUCUCCACGAAUUCCUCAGGGGAUACUUACAUCUCAAAAGCGGCUCAUGGUCAAAAAACAAGCCACACCCUCUCACAUCAUGGAGCGCUUCCAAGCUCGCAAAGAUGCCGUAUUACUACAUCAUGCCGCUGGAUGCAACCAUGCCAGAAGCAAUAGCAACAGCCAUGGCACAUGAGGAUGUUUCCGACGUCCAGAAUUAUCUAUCAUGCAUGGCUGUCGGCUAG
Molecule: messenger RNA, 471 nt
Organism: Paracoccidioides lutzii Pb01
Product: epoxide hydrolase
Exons: 2
Coding region: 1-471 (156 amino acids)
Source: RefSeq, a predicted model, not a curated record